AUGGCUGAAAAGACUCAGACCCCGGAUCUCGAGGGGGCUCACAAGCUCGGUAUGGUCGAGUCGGUCACCACGGACGCUUCUAUCCUGGACAAGGAGAGCGUGCUCAACGGCAAGCCCUCGCAGGGUAUCGCCGUGCUGCCCAACACCAUCAUCGAAGAGGCCGACGAAGAGGUUUUGAAGUACACCGAUGCGUCGGUCACCAUCACUCCCGAGGAGAACAAGCGUCUGCUUCGGAUCGUCGACAAGCGAGUCUUGACCAUCAUGCUGGGCACCUAUUUCUGCCAGAGUCUCGACAAGCAGAUCCUCUCGUUCGCUGCCAUCAUGGGCAUCCGCACCGACCUCAAGCUCAAGGGCCAGGAGUACAGCUGGCUGUUCACCUGUCUCUACCUCUCGAUUCUCUGCACUGAAGGCAUCCAGAACUACCUGGUGCAGCGCCUUCCCAUCAACCGAUGGCUCGGCUUCUGCGUUUUCGCCUGGGGUGUCUCGUGCUGCUUUGUCGCUCUCUGCCACAACUUCACCGGUAUUCUUAUUCUGCGAAUCUUGCUCGGAUGCUUCGAGUGCGUUUGCCAGCCUGCCUUUGUCGCUCUGUCCGCCAUUUGGUACAAGAAGGAAGAGCAGGCAAGAACAAUUACUCUGUGGUACUGCUGCAACGGUCUUCAGGCUAUGUUCGGAGGCUUGCUCGGAUUCGCUUUCUACCACAUCCAGCAUGCCGCACUCUCCUCGUGGAGGAUCAUGUUCCUCGUCCUCGGACUGCUCACUGUCGUCUGGGGUGUGGCCAUCGUAUACAUCCUUCCUAAAUCGCCCAUGACGGCUCGCGGCAUCUCUGACGAGGACCGAGUCAAGCUGGUCGAGCGCGUCCGAGGAAACCAGACUUCGGUGCAGAACAGGAAGUUCAAGUUGGAGCACGUCUGGGAGGCUCUCAAAGAUCCUCAGGCCUGGUGUCUCUUCCUGAUCAACCUGCUCAACACGAUCCCUACUGGUGGAUUGGGAUCCUACGGUAACAUCAUCAUCAAGACCAACCUGGGCUUCUCGGUGCUGCAGACCAACCUUCUCGGUCUUGCUCAAGGCUCGUUCCAGAUCCUUGUGCUCUUGCUCGCAGCCUACGUUGCCAAGAAGUGGAACCAGACCAUCCUCACGGCGAUUCUGUUCACUCUGCCCAACAUUAUCUCUGCGGUGCUUUUCCUGACCAUCCCCAACAACAAGUCUCACGCCGGAGGUCUACUUUUCGCGUUCUACAUGACCAUCUGCAUCCAAGCCCAGGCGACUCUUUCCUUCUCGCUUCUCAGCCGAAACGUCGGCGGCUCUACGAAGCGUGGCGUGGUUACGGCGAUGACCUUCAUUGGUUGGGCUGCUGGUAACUCGGCUGGCCCGCAGCUUUUCCAGGCCAAGGAUGCUCCUCUGUUCCGCAAAGCGUUCAUUGGCCAGCUUGGCUGCUACGUGGCCUCGAUCCUUGUGCUUCUGGGUCUGCGAGUGUACUACAUGGACCAGAACCGCAGGAAGCGCCGGGCCAACAACGUGCUCAAGGGCCGCGCCGAGGAUGCCGAGGACGAGAUCGACUUGUCCCAGGCUUUCCUCGACUUGACCGACAAGCAGAACAUCAACUUCCGAUACAGCUACUAA
This is a messenger RNA of Sporisorium graminicola, 1620 nucleotides long. RefSeq lists its product as uncharacterized. Gene Ontology annotation, biological process: transmembrane transport. The record is from RefSeq and is a predicted model, not a curated record. NCBI's taxonomy places the organism in Eukaryota, Fungi, Basidiomycota, Ustilaginomycetes, Ustilaginales, Ustilaginaceae. Bases 1 to 1620 code for a protein of 539 amino acids. The transcript has a single exon. Gene Ontology annotation, cellular component: membrane. Gene Ontology annotation, molecular function: transmembrane transporter activity.